AUGGACCUCGAAGCCCAUGUCAACGGCAAUGGCAGCGGCAACAACAGUGGCUACAGCACCAAUGGAAGAACCACCCCCACCACCCCCAGGCGGUCAACCCUCGCCAUGACUGAAUACACAGCCAUGCCCACUCCUCCCUCUGAACGAGCCGAACGUCCAACAUACGAUGUCCCUCCAGACUUCCUCCUUCCCAGCGGGUAUCCCGACUAUCUACGGCUCAUCCUGACCUCCAGAGUCUACGACGUCGUCACCGAAUCCCCUCUCUCCCACGCAGUCAACCUCUCCAAUCGCCUCGAAUGCAAAGUCCUCCUCAAGCGUGAAGAUCUCCUGCCCGUCUUCUCCUUCAAGCUGAGAGGUGCUUAUAACAAAAUGGCCCAUUUGUCCCCCAAGGCCAGCUGGAAGGGUGUCAUUGCUUGUUCUGCGGGAAAUCACGCUCAAGGUGUCGCCUACUCCGCCAGACAUUUGAAGAUCCCAGCUACCAUUGUCAUGCCAGAGGGGACUCCGGCGAUCAAACAUACCAAUGUCUCGCGUAUGGGCGGCAGUGUUGUCCUGCAUGGUCCAGAUUUCGACUCGGCCAAGGUACAUUGCCAUACACUCGAGAAACAAUAUGGUCUGACCAAUAUCCCGCCAUUUGAUGAUCCUUAUGUCAUUGCUGGACAGGGUACUAUCGGAAUGGAAUUGUUAAGACAAACUUCGCUGCAGAAACUACAGGCCAUUUUCUGUUGUGUUGGUGGUGGUGGUUUGAUCUCUGGUAUAGGUGUCUAUGUCAAGCGGAUAGCUCCUCAUGUGAAGAUCAUUGGCGUGGAAGCUUCAGAUGCCAAUGCUUUGGUCGAAUCUCUCAAGGUCGGCAAAAGGGUGCUUCUUUCUGAGGUCGGUUUGUUUGCCGAUGGUGCUGCGGUAAAGACCGUUGGAGAGGAAACAUUCCGACUAUGUCAAGAAGUCGUCGAUGAAGUCGUUGAAGUCAGCACCGAUGAAAUUUGUGCCGCCAUCAAGGACGUUUUUGAGGACACCCGGUCUGUCCUAGAACCGGCAGGAGCACUAUCAUUGGCCGGUUUGAAGAAAUGGGUGGCUCAAAACCCAUCAGAGGACUCCACUCGAGAAUUGGUCGCGGUCGCAAGUGGUGCAAACAUGAACUUCGACAGACUACGGUUUGUCGCUGAACGAGCCAACAUCGGUGAACAGAAAGAAGCCCUCCUCGCCGUCACCAUUCCAGAACGUGCAGGUACAUUUGCAGCCUUGAUCGAAGCGGUCCUUCCCCAAGCAGUCACCGAAUUCUCCUACAGAUAUGCCAACCCAGAUUAUGCACACGUGCUGAUGGGCCUAUCCAUCUCAUCGGCCGCAAACCGGGCCAAAGAACUCAAUUCUCUCUUCACGCGCCUCGCCGCGGGAAACAUGGUCGCCAAAGACAUCUCGGACGACGAGAUCGCAAAGACCCACCUCCGCUAUCUCGCGGGCGGUCGCUCCGGCGUCGCAAACGAACGACUCUACACAUUCGAGUUCCCCGAACGGCCAGGCGCGCUGUUCAAGUUCCUGCGAACGCUGCGACACGGUCAAAGUCUCUCUCUAUUUCACUACAAAAAUUACGGGGGCGAUGUCGCCAGGAUCCUGUGUGGUGUGCAAUGUCCGGAUUCUGAAAGAGAUCAGUUGAAUGGAUUUCUGAAGGAGGUCGGAUAUCCUUUCAAGGAGUGUACGGAUAACGCGACGUACAAGAUGUUUUUGAGGGAUUGA
Molecule: messenger RNA, 1728 nt
Organism: Exophiala bonariae
Lineage: Eukaryota; Fungi; Ascomycota; Eurotiomycetes; Chaetothyriales; Herpotrichiellaceae
Exons: 1
Coding region: 1-1728 (575 amino acids)
Biological process (GO): L-serine catabolic process; L-threonine catabolic process
Molecular function (GO): L-serine ammonia-lyase activity; pyridoxal phosphate binding; threonine deaminase activity
Source: RefSeq, a predicted model, not a curated record